UGGAUACUGAAUCACGCGUACCCCGUCGUAAACCCCGCCCACUUAGCCCGCCGCUGUCGUAGCAGAAAUGGCUCCCUGUUAGCUGAUGACCGAUUAAGAAAUUGUGUUUUAGUAGACAACUGAGGCUGUAUUCGUCUUCAAAGCUGCACAGCCACAUUUUAAUGUUGCACGUGUUAAAUCCAGAAUGUGCUCGGUCGUCGGAUGUGACUCGUGGCUUCGAAAUGCGAAGCGGUUUCAGUUACCGGAGGAUCCAGAGAGGAGAUUAGAGUGGGUUCGGUUCCUCGCUUCUGUCAAUAAGCAGCGUUUCAAAGAAUCCUCCUGGACUGACAUCACAGUUUGUAUCGAGCACUUCAAAGAUGAGUGUUUCGAAAACCACUCGGGGUUGACUGAAAAGACACAGCUAGCGUUGAAGCCUAGUGCAGUCCCAUCACUGUUUAUCAAGGCAGAGACAGACGAACCUGAUCCACAUCUGGAGAGACCGAAACGUAGGGAGUCUGUGGAAAUGGUGGAAUUUGGCUGUCAGCGUGAUGAUGUUAGCCCGUGUGUUAGUCCAACUUCCAGUUCUGAGGAAUCAGGAAUUAAUCCAAUGGUGUCCCAUGGCAGCCCUGUCCCAGGAAGAAUCCUACUUUCUAGUAAAAAGCCAGCACACGGCCAGGUGAAACCAAAAGCUGUGAAUUUUGAUUUGAUCAGAGAAAAAGCUGCGCGCCUACAGAUGAAAGGGAAGUAUGUUGUGAAUGAAAAACGCCUCCUACAGUUGUUCCACCACAACUGCCCAUCAUGUGACUGCAAACUUAAGAUGGAGAAGAUCACGUAUGGGCUGCUCAUUGUCCUGAACCAACAGUGCCCUCAGUGUGAGUACACACACCAGUGGAAAAGUCAGAUCAAUGCCAACAUCCCAACAGAUGAAGAUCCGGAGCAAACAGAAUGCAUAGAUGUCACUCCAGAGACCCAACAGGUAGAGCUGACAGAUAACACCCAGGGCAGUACCACAGAGGUCCCUGAGAUUGUUGCUGUGAUUGGCGAUGAGAGCGACCACAUGGAAGAAUCGGAUGAAUCUAAUGAUCAAGGUGAUUCAGACGAGGAUUGGAAGCCAGACAGGAGUGCUUUGCUGGCUGGUAUUCUUCGACAGAAAACCAAAGGGGAAGAUGAAACUGAAGAUGAUGAGGACAAUGAAGAAGAAGAAGAAGAAGAAGAGGAAAUGUAUCCUUCCAUUGCACCCAAAGACAGUCAGCUCUGCACAGAUUGUGGAAAGUUUUUCAAUAAGCUUCGGCCUCACACAUGUGAGCACAAAACAAAACCCUUUUCUUGCAAUAUAUGUGGAAAAAGAUUCGAAACUGAGCACGCUCUAGGUCGUCACAGCAAAAUCCAUGACGUAAACUAUGAGCACCGGUGCAAAUUCUGCCAUGUUACCUUCAAAACAAAGGCAGAUAAAUUCUCACAUGAGCACACACACAUGACCGAAGGAAAACCCUACAAGUGUCCUGACUGUGCAGAAUCAUUUGGCACAAAUCAGGAACGCAGAGCCCACAUUGAGGAUCACAGAGGGCCUCCGCAGUUAAAAUGUGACUUCUGUGGGAUUGAAUUCUGCUGGCCACUCGCUCUCCGACGACACUUAGCUGUGCACACAGGAGAGAAGCCACACAAGUGUGUAGUGUGUCAACGUGGCUUCAAUCAGGCAAGCCACCUGAAAUCCCACAUGCGCCUUCACACAGGGGAGAGGCCUUUUCAGUGUCAGUAUUGUGACAAACGCUUCAAUCACAAUGUGAGCUUGAAGAGUCACUUGCAGCGUUACCACACAUUCAUUGAUGGUGGCGAGCAAAACAAUGACAGCAUUAAUGAUGUUGAUGCUCAGGAGGAUCUAAACAGAGACGCAGAACAAGAGCUUGGCAGUUUAGAUGUUAACCGGGAAACAGAAGAGGAGGUGCAAACAGAGGUAGUAUAUCGUCCCAAGUAUAAAAAAAAAAGCACAGGCAGACCAGUCGGAAGGCCGAAGAGUGAGGAAGCAAAUGCUAAGGCUCCAAAACAAAGGUCGCAGAAGUUAAAGAGAACACAUUGCAAUGAAGAAGAGGAGGAUGAGCUUGAUGACUUUGACAUUUCCUUGGAUCCAACAGAGGACGAAGAGAAGAAGACAAAGAAAGUGACAAAGAAAAAGCCUGGAUCAAGGGGGAGACCGAAAAAAUCUAAUGGUGAUAAGGAUUACAGCAGCCAGAACAAUGGUAAGAGCUUAGCAAAGCGCAGGGGAAGACCAAGGAAAAAUCCUCUACCCUGUUCUGAAAGUCAAACUGAGCUAAAUUACUAAUUAUGUUAAAAUAAUUGUGAAAAGGAAAGAGCCUUACGAAGUGGAUUUUUACACCAACUGGACAGAAAUGACAUGAUCCACCUAACAUGUACACCAUUCAUUUUAAAUCUAACUGCCUUUUACAGUUGACACAAGUCUGAAUGGUUGCAGAACAUUUAUUCUGUGUGCUGUCUGGGAUUUACCGUCAUAACAGUAUAUUAAACAGGACUGAUUUUACCA
This is a messenger RNA of Notolabrus celidotus (New Zealand spotty), 2518 nucleotides long. RefSeq names its product zinc finger protein 761-like. Gene Ontology annotation, molecular function: DNA-binding transcription factor activity, RNA polymerase II-specific; RNA polymerase II transcription regulatory region sequence-specific DNA binding. The coding region runs from base 185 to 2299 and encodes 704 amino acids. The transcript has 5 exons. Gene Ontology annotation, biological process: regulation of transcription by RNA polymerase II. Gene Ontology annotation, cellular component: nucleus. The record is from RefSeq and is a predicted model, not a curated record. Lineage: Eukaryota; Metazoa; Chordata; Actinopteri; Labriformes; Labridae.